This is a messenger RNA of Spodoptera littoralis (African cotton leafworm), 1107 nucleotides long. The record is from the annotation of a GenBank genome assembly. NCBI's taxonomy places the organism in Eukaryota, Metazoa, Arthropoda, Insecta, Lepidoptera, Noctuidae.
AUGUGGGACUCACCAUACCUGACUUGUUUGUUUCUGUAUAUAUUUUCGUUUCAAAUUAUUGUCACUAAUUCACGCACUUCUAAUAUUUGGAAAUUGAAUGCGGAAGGAGACCAGAUCGUGGACGGUAGUACACUGUCUCAGGAUGAAUCUGACAAAACUCGCAUGAAUGAAGAAGACCCUAUCUUCAACAUAGUAACGUCGACAGUGUAUUAUGGGAACACAUGGACUAAACAUGGCUUUGACAUGUUUUGUACAGACUGCCAAAUAUAUGAACAACAGAGGGCUGGUGUUGAGAAUAGUGAUGAGUCGACACCUGCCGAAGUGAAUGGUGAUGCGGACGAUGAGUACUUAGAUUGUGGUAAAGCAGUUAACUUUACAUAUUAUGAUAACCUGGUCGGAGUGGCCAGACGCCAUAGACAUCCCAAUGUACCUGAACCACAGGUUUCCCUAAUAUUCCCAAAGAAGAAAUCAAACGGUCUAUCACCGUCGGAAAUAAAUGGUUUCGAGAAACGUCUAAAAAAAGCAAAGAGAGAGAAACCAAAGUCUGUACAGCUGUACAACCAGAUUGGGAACUUCUGGAGGAUCAAGGGCGAUACGAGACAGUCCAUCGAGUGCUUCAGACGCGCUCUUGCCGUCUCACCAUAUAAUGCAGAAGUCCUGCUAAACCUUGCAAGGGUACUAUUCACCCUACAAUACUUGGACGACGCAAUCUACCUAACGCGACGGUCGUUAGAAGUCCAGCCGCCAGAUCGCAGCGCGUGGCAGCAGUAUUUCACGCUCGGCGAGAUAUUCAAGGCAUAUGGACAUUAUCAGGAAGCGGCAAUGCACCUGAGACACGCUCUGGACUUGAAACCGGACUAUGAACCCGCUAUGGCCGCAUUGAAAGAUAUCGAGAACACGCCAGAAGCAUCAGUGCAUGUCUAUACACUCCUUAUAAUUGUGUGUUUGGUGAUGGGAGUGUUACUGGUGAUAUUAUCGUCAGUAGACAGUGGCGGUGAUGUAGAAGAGCAUAAGACUCAACGACAUUUCAACCGAGCGAUGGCUAUGCGGUCCCUUCGCGGCGUGGCUCUACCCGGCUCCCGUGGACGCAAGAAAGGCGGAUCCUAA